Molecule: messenger RNA, 6892 nt
Organism: Alosa sapidissima (American shad)
Lineage: Eukaryota; Metazoa; Chordata; Actinopteri; Clupeiformes; Clupeidae
Gene: zcchc14
Product: zinc finger, CCHC domain containing 14
Exons: 13
Coding region: 1104-4292 (1062 amino acids)
Molecular function (GO): protein binding; nucleic acid binding; zinc ion binding
Source: RefSeq, a predicted model, not a curated record
CAAAACGUCUUUCCAGAAUCAUUAAAAACACGUUACUGUAAAUGCAACCAAAACAAGGUGACUAUAAGCCAAUACCUUACAAUAGACUAAAAUUAAGUGUGCUGGGUUCUUUAAAAUAAAACGCAUACUUACUUAACUGUAUAAAUCAGAACGAACUGUAAGCGCAUGGAAGAAAGUUGUGCUCUGUGGAUACUCUACGGGCCAAUCCGUGACGCUCAUGAUGUGACGGACAUGUAGCGCACCUAAUGGAAAACGAGAAAGUGGGCUGGAUGACUGUGGAGUUUGGGAUAGAAGUACACAGCUGUUUCGCUCGGUUUCAAGGCACGAGCACCAGGAGAUGACAGGAAACGUGUGUUUUUCAUUGUCCUGGACCUCGCAGAUUUCUCGGAGAAGAGGGAGAAGACUGACUCCAUUUGCUCAAGAAAAAAGUUGAUCGUCACCAGGUUUUUCAGAGUAGGCAAUGGGAACAAACUUCUAUUAGGCAGCAAAACUAUAAGCCUUCAGUGGAGUUUACAUAUGAGGUUGUUUAUUGGCCGACGCUCCCUCAUCUUACUAAUGCCAUGCCACGGAUUUCAUCUGGGAAAAUCUUUAAUGGCGAGCAACAAAGAGUGAAAACAUUUUGGACGGCGAGGGGAAGACUGGACAGCAACGUAAUUACUCUUGGACAGAAAUGCUUUUCAACAUUUAACAUUUUUGUCGCAGGACGGUAGGCUACAUGGUGUGUUCCAUAACCAACUGACGUGGGGCUCUCGGGGGGCUGGCCGAGAAAGGAGAUCUGGCUGAGGGGGCUACGCGCACACAGGCUACACACACACACACACACACAAACGCUGUCAAACACCCACGCUUAAUUUGACUAGAAUAUAUUUUAAAUAUUAAACAAACCACACGCUACUAAGCUAUGGUACAACGGGUGCUAGACCUAAGUGACACAAUAGGUUGUUAUGCAGGCUUACAUAUUUACAAAUGAAGGUGCACUCCAUCCGAUUGUUGUUAAAAAGUAGCCCAGCAGAGCAACUGUGACAACUCAGACGUGUUCCGUUAUACGACAUAGUUUUCACUGGAAUGGAAGUAUUGGAAUUUUACUGAGCGUUCGUAGUUCAAUGACAGCCUUAAAGAUGGUUGAGACGCGGAGCUCCCUUCAGAGGGAAGGGGUCUACCGCUGGUUCUCCGUCCUGAGCUCGGCACAAAGGGCCGAGUUCCUGUGCGGGCUCUUGGAUCUUUGUGUCCCUAUUGAGCUGCGGUUCCUCGGUUCCUGUCUUGAGGACUUGGCCCGUAAGGACUACCACUCCCUCCGGGACGCCGAGAUCAAAGCCAACAACCCGGCGGACCUCGCGAACCUGACCAACAUCACGGACGAGGUGGUGAGGAGCAAAUUACUUAUUUCCCUCGCGUUGCUCAGCUCGGAUAACCGGGAGGCGGCUGGGGUACUUUUUCGUACUCUGACACACAUCGACACCAUCAUCAACAACUAUGGACUACAGCUUAACGACGGCCAGACAGGCGAACAGUUCCUCUUGCUCUUCACCAUGGCUUCCAACCAUCCUGCUUUCAGCUUUCAUCAGAAACAGGUGCUGCGCCACGAGCUCACACAGAUCCAGGAGAUCCUGCAGCUGACCGGUGGCGAGCAACAGCACGCGACUCCACUCACCCAGGGCUGCACCGUGCCCACGUGUAUAACCGCGCCUUCCAUCAACUCCUGUCACUCUGGCUGUGCAUGCGCCAGCACGGCUUCACACCGAGAGGUUGCCAUGGCUCCGACUGAUGAAAGUGUCCCCCCUGACACUCUGGAGGUGACACCCGCAGCACCCCACACCCAGCUGGAGCUACAGGGCAAAGGUCAUGAAGGGAAACCCAAUAAAGUGUGGGUGGAGAGAGUGGAGGUCAGGGAGGUGCUUCAGAAGCCGGACAAGUCCACAGAGCUCCUGCUGCAGGUGGUGUGGUCUGACUCCAGCCAGUCCUGUAUCAGCAGAACUGCUCAAGAGCUGAAGGAGCUGCUCGCUCAGGUAUCUUUGCUCUUUCCUGAUGAAUGCUUCGAGAAACCCUCACCCAUAUCUCCUUCCCAUGAGCCUCCACUUGAGCUGGAUCCCAGGUGGUUGUCAUCCCUCCCUCCUCAUGUCCUGAAACACGACACACUCAGACAUUUCUUCACUUCAGUGCCUCUGCCACAGCUUCCAAACAGCACCAGUCUGGGAUGUCUGCUGCCCUUCCGAGGAGUCAGCAGGGCUGUGUGUGGGGUUGCCAGUGUCCAGCCCGUAGUGAACGUCCCCCACGGUCCCCCCCUGCUUCAGAGCGCCCUGCUGCCACCACCCCAUCCUCCCGUGCCUCCCCAGGCGGUUGGCAUGAUGACGCUGCCCUCGGCCGGCGCCGCGAUCCUGACGGAGUGCGAGGGCGCCGUUCCGCCGUCCCCCCGCGCCCCCCACUCCGGCCUCGGCCUCGGCCUUCAGCCGCAGGUGCAGUCCAAGACGGCGACGAACGUGCCGGCACAUUCGCAUUCACACACGCAGCCGCUGCUUCCUCAUUCAUACUCGCAGACGCAGACACAGGUGCAGCUGCAGAUGCAGAUACAGUUGCAGUCCCAGCAGCAGCAGCAGCAGCAGCAGCAGCAGCAGGCUAGCCCUGAGCAGAACUGCCUGCUCGACUGGCUGCGUAAACUCAGACUGCACAAGUAUUACCCCGUGUUCAAGCAGCUGACCAUGGAAGAGUUUCUGGCUCUCACUGAGGAGGACCUGAACAAAUACGACUUGACGCAGGGUGCCAAGAAGAAAUUGAAAACGCAGCUGGAACUGCAGAAAGAGAAGAGGUAUGUGGUUUCUCAAUUCCCAGUGUCCUGCGGUGGAGUUGCCAGAGUUACCCCUUCCAGCCACGUCAGUCCUUUGACACACACACACUCCACUGCCAAUACAGAGCUGCGUGUGGAGGUGGACACCGGCUCCAUGUCGGUUCCCAGAGACGGCGGCUCCUCCUCGGGUUACUCCAGCGCACCCAACAGCCCCAUGACCCCCCAGAGCAGGGACGCAGCCUCCUUCGCCAGGUCUAAAGACCUGCACCGGCGUGGAGAGGCUACGCUGGACCUGAGUGACAAGGAUCGGACGGUUCUGAUGAGCCCGGUGAUGUCCGGUAGCCGGCCGACCGCGCAGGUGCUGCCCGUGCAGAAUGACCCCGGCUCCUCGCUCAACCUCCCGCCUCCGCUGGCUCUCGGGCGACCGCUGGCGUCCCCGCGCAAACCCCGACCCCCGCCGCUGUGCACGGACGAGCGGCGGCCCGCGGGCAUGGUGGGGGCGUCCCGUCUGGAGAGCCUGUUCCCCAGCCUGAGCCUGGAGGUGGGCCACCCCCCUGUCAGCAGCAUGCUGCGCUCCCCGUCGGGGCUCAUGGUGGAGACCAGCUCGGCCCUCACGGCCACCUCCAACACCCUGCACCACGUCUCGCACCCGCCGCUCCACCUGCAGCUGUCCCCCUCCCUGCCCAUGCGCAGCGGCGCUGGCAGUGGACACCCUUACCCCUUCGUCCUCUCCUCGUCCUCGUCUUCCUCCUCCUCCUCCGGCUCCUCCUCAUCCUCGCUGGCUUCCUCGUACUCGUCCAAGUCCUCCUUUCCUGCCGCUGCUCCCGGCGGGGUCCCCAUGGCGACGGCGAGCAGCAUUCCCAUGGUGGCCGUGCCCGGCAACACCUACUGUGUGAACAACGUGUCGGCUCUGGCGCCGAGCACCAGCCCCACGUCCUCAGAGGCGGCCUGCUAUGGCGUGUCCUCUUCCUCCUACUCCGCCACGCCGCCCGCGUCCUCCUCCUCCUCCUCCUCCUCCUCGUGCGUGUGUGUGUGCAGCUCGUGCGGCUGCAGCGGGAGCUGUGGCUCGUACGCAACACUGCCCAACAGCUACGCCGGCUACUUCCCCCACCCUUUCUCGGGCACGUCGGUCUUCACCCUGGGCCCACUGCUGCACCUCAGUCCCCUGCUGACAGGGGGCGCUACUGCGCCGGCGCCCUUCUCCUACCCUGUGGUCGCCCCGCCGCUGUACAACAGCAGCCUGUCUCAUGAGGCGCAGCAGCAGCAGGGCCUGGUCCUCCCACCCAUGCAGGGGUUUUUGGGGGGUGGGGGGAAUGUGUAUCAGUCCCAUGGGAUGCUGGGUAAUGGAGGCAACCUGAAAAAGGGGGGCGGGAACGUCUCGUGUUACAACUGCGGCGUGAGCGGCCACAGAGCACAAGACUGCAAACAGCCACCAAUGGACUCCGCCCAGCAAGGCACUUUCCGGCUGAGGUACGCCCCUCACACUGACAGCCAAGACUCAGGAGACUAAACCUGAUUACAGCCAGGGCUGCUGCCAAGACUCAGAGCUUAAGUGAAGAAGACAUGCAAAAAGCCCCAAACCUCCCAAUGAUUUCAGAUCAGAAAAGUCUCUAAAAGGUCUACUUUGAUUUCAAUCAUUUACACCUGCACUUCAGAAAUGUACACCUGUUCUUUACGAUCCUCUCAUACCAACGACUACAAGGAGAACACUAGAACCUCUACAGGUUAUGUCAGUGAUCAUCUCUAUCAGCUUUCCCCGUAGAACCUCUGCAGGCUGGAUCAGUUGGUGACCUCUUAUCAAUGUCCUCUAUUGAAACCUCUGCAGACUGGAUCUUUGGUCACUUCUAUCAACUUCCUCUGAAUUUAUGUUUAUCUGGGGGCAGAGGAAAAGAUAGCCACAUCCAGGAGGUGCUCUUCUUUUUUGGGAGUCUGUUUUGUUUGUGUGUGUGACCUUUUUUUCAUCAGGGAAAGAAACUGAAGCUUUUAGAUACUCCUUCUCCCCCACUCAGGUCAAAAAUCUCAUGAACUGAGCAUGAUCCUCACUCCCAAGAAACCAUGCUGACUCUGAGAGGGAGACAGAAGCAGCAUACAGCGGCCAUUUUGUUUUGUUCCUCUGACUGGAAUAGACCUGCACAGUCAAAUCAACAGACUUUUUUUGUAAUGAAAAGGGUGGGGUGGGGGGGGGGGGGGUCUAAUACUGUCCUCAUUCAAUGAGUUGCCAAGUAAUAUCACAAGAAGCCAGACUGCCAUUCUUCUGUGAGUCCUUUGCAUUGACAGGAUAGUUUUUGGGCCUGAGAAGGAAUCGACAGAGAUCUCUUUUUUUUAUGAGUGAGCAGGACUGAGACUCUUCCUUGUCUUUUCUUCUGUCAUUGUCAUUAUGUUUUUACAUGUUAUUUCGUCAGGUGUCUGAAAUACUUUUAAAAGAUUUUAGAAUCAUUUAUAUAUUUGUAAAUGUCAUAAUCUGCCAGUCAAAUGACAUAUAGCACUUGAAUUCAAGAAAAAAAACAAAGUGAUUAAUUUUGAGAAAAUACUUUGCACUGCCCUGGUUCCUCUGAGGGAGAGGGCGAUUAGUGCAGUGUUGUGUUGUGCGCACAGCUACAGGAGUGUUUCAUCCACUUCCUGGUGCUGAUGUGUGCCGCCUUUAAGAGAACUGUUGUCCAGUCCUAUUUAGUGAAUGUGUGUGGAGGGACGAACUAGGGUUGAGUGACAUCUUGAAAGCACUUUUUUUUAAUCCAAUCAGAGUGUGUCCUGGUUGUUUGUAAUUGUGGGCCAGCAGGUUCUGGCCCUAUACGAGAUAUGAUAUUUUAUAUCAGGAUUUUGUUGAAGGGAUUUGUCACACAUUGCAUUUAUAGUGCUUUUGAUAGGGCUUCUGAUGUGCCUACAAAUGUAUAAGAAAAUAGCAGGAGGGAUACAGUUUUGUCUCUUUAAAAACAUUCAGACAUAAAAGCUACAUUCAUCACUUCAGAAUGACCAUGACAGAGUGUGUAAGAUAUCACAUAGGAUAUGACAUGUAGGUCUUGGUGCACGUUUUAUGACCUCACGAUUCAACAAGCAACGUUUCAACAGGACAUCAACAUAUCAUGGAAUGUAUGGCCAUAUGAUGCCGAGAGUAUUAACACGGCUUGCCCCUGAAUCAGUCAUGCGUAGGAAUGCUUUAAAAGUGAUGUUCCUUUAGCCUGGCUAAAAAAUUCUCGUCUCACCUUCAAUUUCCAAGAGGCAUAACCAGCGAUGGAAUUAAACUUAAAGUUGGCACAAUAAACUAUCACCGAAUCCUUUGGAAGCACGUCAAAUAAAGGUUUAUAAAUGUAGUUUACUCAAUUUAAAAGAAAAUACAUGUUGGUGUUGUUUAAUACGGACGGCACCAGUGCAGCCAUUGGUUGUGCCCAAGUAGUGCCAGCGUUGCUCCUCUAUCUGUCUUUAUAGACCCUUUCAUCAAUAAAAACAAAAACAAUGCUUGAACGUUCUAUUUGGGCCCCAAUCUACUUCCUCUGCAUUAAGAUAGCAUAUGGAAUGUUAAAAAGGAAGUCUUGUGGGGCCAACUAUGAUGCUGAUAAUGGAACUCUCUUGAAAGGGUCCAUAAAGCGCGCCCCAUACCAGAUAAGAGGUUGUGAUUGGCUCCUGGGAUCAUUUUUGGAAUGAGUGGAUCUGCCAGAGCAAAUUCAAACAUGCUGUAGUAUUCAUCUGGUUCCCAAGGCCAAUGUUCCUGUAUUGUCAUGCUUUCUUUAUGUUUUUGAGCAUUUUGCCUCUUGUUUUUUUCUGAUUAGAAAAUGUGUGUCAUUAUGAAAGCAGUCAGUAACCCUAUAACCCUUGAGGCAAAAUGCACACUGAAAGCCAGGGAAUACAGAGAAACAUAUACAUUCACAUUGUAAUUUUACGUAUAGAGGCAACUCUGUUUACAAGUGUAGACACUCCAUUGCUAAUAUUGAACUAUUUUGUCAUAUUCCAUCACAUCCACAUCAUGUCUACUUCAGUACAUUUUCUCAGAUGUUACUUUGGUUGGCAGCUGCUGAAAUCAGCUCUGUUGGUGCGGUUUUGCUGUAUUGCUGGCCUCUCUUAAGGCCGAUCACCCCUUACAAAAAAAUAACUCAUUACUUCAAGUGUCAAAACUGC